UUCUUCACGAGGUGUCCGUGUCUCUCUCUCAACUCUCAAGAAAUUCCCCAUUGAUACGCUUCUUCUUCUGAAAAGAAUAGAAAAAUUUUUUUUCUCUCUUUUUCUUUAAAAGAAUUUUUCUGAUAUUGAUAGUUGAUACCCCGUCGUUGAAACUCAGAUAUCUGAAAGGUCAGUAGCAUUUGCCGGCCUCGUAAGAUCCGAGAAUCACUCUUCAGUCUUUAUCUUUAAACAUACGCAAAACUUUCAAUUUUUUUUUUUCUUUCCCUAAAGAUCCAAUUUUUAUCUUCAAUUUUAUUCGGAAUUACCCGAAAUACCGGAAGAAAUGGGCAUUUGCAUUUGAUUCCCAACGUUUUUUUUGUUUGACUAGAACUGCUUCCUCCCAACCGUUUCCUCCCUCUCUCGUGCCGAAAGUUUCUUGACUUUAUCUGGGAAUUUUGUAUCUUCUUUUCCGGAUUUUGGAUUCAUUUUUGGGUGUCGGGUAUUGGGUACUUGAUUUUCGGGCAAUGUGGGCUGCUUGAACUGAGUUUGAUCCAAGAUUUUCGCGUCUGGAUCGUCGGGUGGGUGCCAAUUCUUUUGGCCGCAUUUCCAGUUUGAAGCCCGAUGGCGUUUAUUUGAGCAAGUGUUUGAUUGGGUUGAGUGUGAGUGUUUUAGGAAUGGAUUCAUGUUGAUUCUAAGGUAUAUUUGAUUUGAUUAGGAAUAGAUUAAAGAUUCGGUUUUUGAUCCGAGGAUUAGGAUAGAAUAGAAAUGCCGGUUGGAAUAGAGAACGCCAGAUUUUAAGGUAUAUUGAUUGAUUAGGGAUAGAUAAAAGAUUCGUGUUUUGAUCCAAGGAUUAGGAUAGAAAUGCCGGUUGGAAUAGAGCUUAAUGCUGAAGGGGGGAAAAGUUAGAUUAGGUUUUAGCCUAGAAAUCAUGGGCUGCAUGUGCUCAAAGGGGGUAUCUCCCAGGAAAAAGCUACCAGAGAAGCAUGGAAAAUUGAAGGAGAAAGAAUCAAAGAAACAUUCAUCGAAACGUUCCGUGGCGUCCUAUCGAAAGGAUGAUCUGGGUGUGGGGAUUGAUAGUGGCACUAAUGAGGUCACUACUAGGCUUAUCUCCAUAGAGUCUUUAGAGAAAAGUGCAGGCUCCUCGCCCCCCGCUGGUUGGGAUGAAGGGGGCGAGCAGGUUUCCGAGAAGGCUGUUGUGCCUCAGGUUCAAAUUCGGCCCGCAACUGAUGCUGCUGGCAGUGCCCCCGGGGGCGGGGGCAGGGUGCAGCCUCAGUUGAACAGUGUGUUCAGUGUGAGGAAUGGAGUUGAUGGUGCUCAGGUCGUCGCCGGGUGGCCAUCGUGGCUAACUGAUGUGGCCGGGGAAGCUAUUAAAGGGUGGAUUCCUCGAAAGGCGGAUUCGUUCGAGAAGUUAGAAAAGAUUGGUCAAGGGACAUAUAGCAGUGUGUACAGAGGCCGAGACCUUGAAAAUAAAAAACUAGUUGCCUUAAAGAAAGUGCGGUUUGCAAACAUGGAUCCAGAAAGUGUUCGUUUUAUGGCGAGAGAAAUCGUUAUACUCCGUAGGUUGGAUCACCCAAAUGUGAUGAAGCUUGAAGGUCUUAUGACUUCUCGGGUUUCGGGACAUUUAUAUCUUAUAUUUGAAUAUAUGGAGCAUGAUCUUGCAGGUCUCGUUGCAUCGACGAAUGUCAGGUUUACUGAGUCACAGAUAAAGUGUUAUAUGCAACAACUGUUUCGUGGACUUGAACACUGUCAUGGUCGGGGGGUUUUGCACCGUGACAUCAAAGGUGCAAACCUUCUAAUUGACAACAACGGAAAUCUAAAGAUAGCUGAUUUCGGACUUGCAACCUCUGUCCGCUCCAAUCAGCCACUGACAAGUCGUGUAGUCACGUUGUGGUAUCGACCACCGGAGCUUUUGCUUGGCGCUACAAACUAUGGAGUAGCCGUAGAUUUGUGGAGUUCUGGUUGCAUCAUUGCCGAAUUGUUUGCAGGAAAACCUAUCAUGCCGGGAAGAACUGAGGUUGAACAGCUACAUAAAAUCUUUAAACUUUGCGGUUCACCGUCCGAUGAGUACUGGACAAAAUCAAAAUUGCCACAUGCAACCAUUUUUAAACCUCAACACCCUUACAAACGCUGUUUUGCCGAGACAUUCAAGGACUUCCCACCAUCAGCAUUAUCGAUUCUGGAUUCCCUCCUGGCUUUUGAACCCGAGUGCCGGGGAUCUGCAUCUUCAGCACUUCAAAGUGAGUUCUUCACAACACAGCCUCUUCCAUCCGAUCCAUCUUGUUUGCCUAAGUACUCACCAACCAAGGAAUUCGAUAUCAAAAUGCGAGAAGAGGAAGCGAGAAAGCAAAAAGGCGGUGUUAAUAGGGAAACGAAAGUGUCUAAAGCUGUGCCAGCACCUGAUGCUAACGCUGAGUUGCAAGCAUCCAUACAGAAGUGGCGAGGGCUUUCAAACGCCAAGAGCAUCAGUGAGCAAUUUGAUCCGGCAGAGAAUGGUGGUUCUGUUUUCCCGGGUGUGGCGUCUAGAGGAGCGGUAUAUAAUGGUCAUUUAGCGGUUCAUGGAGGAUGGAAUAAUGAGGUUAGUUCUUCGGGCCACGGUCCAGAGCUGAGACCGCACAGAUCCUUCCAACCCCGGGCCGAGCUAUCCAGAUUCUCGAAUUCAAUGGCCGCCAGUGGUAGUUCAAGAUUUGACCUUAUCAGAGACGGCUGCCACCAAUCACACUGGCCCGAAAAGCAAUUUGACCGAAAAUUUAACUCGAUAAACGACCCAGAGUCGUCUCAUUCUUUGCUCAGGAUACCAAAUCACUCGUUCAAAAAGGAUCAGCAGCCGUCUAAAAAGGACCACACAAUGAAAAAUGCUAGAAUGCACUACUCGGGGCCGUUGUUUCCACCCGGGGGAAGCAUAGAAGAAAUCCUUAAAGACCAUGAGAAACAAAUCCAACACGCUGUCCGCAAAGCUCAUCAUCUCAAUAACGCUAAGGUGAAGAAAGCAUACCAUAAUGAUCAUGGCGGGCAAACCACAUCUCUCCUGCAGUACGUGGGUACAGGCCGGUGAUUCUUCCGAGACGACACAUGGCAGCAGUUUUUCAGUUUUCACCAUAUCCCUUAACGUUAAAACGAGGAAUCGAGCAGGGAGAAAAGAUAGCACCACCACCGGUGUUCAGAGAAUCAAGAAUGGAGCUCGGGAUCAACAAAGGGUAAAAAAAAUUUGUUUAUUUGGUCGGGAAAACUUUCGUUUAAACACUGCAGGAACGUUCUUGUACAGUUUUUGAUCAAUUUAAUCCUUUUUCGUAAGCAUAAAUCAGUGUCGCAAAUGCAUAUAGAGGAGAUUCAUACGUAUAACAUCGUCUUAACAUCUCAUCUUAAUAGGAGCUCCCGCGGAAACCUUUCUUGUUCCGCUGUGAUGAAUAGAAACUGAAAACAUGUACUGAAUAGACAAUAGAUUGUUUCUUGCAAAUAUCAUGAAUAGUUAUAGUGUUUACUUUCAU
This is a messenger RNA of Ipomoea nil (Japanese morning glory), 3464 nucleotides long. RefSeq names its product probable serine/threonine-protein kinase At1g09600. Lineage: Eukaryota; Viridiplantae; Streptophyta; Magnoliopsida; Solanales; Convolvulaceae. Gene Ontology annotation, molecular function: RNA polymerase II CTD heptapeptide repeat kinase activity; ATP binding; cyclin-dependent protein serine/threonine kinase activity. Gene Ontology annotation, biological process: protein phosphorylation; positive regulation of transcription elongation by RNA polymerase II. The transcript is spliced from 8 exons. The record is from RefSeq and is a predicted model, not a curated record. Gene Ontology annotation, cellular component: nucleus; cyclin-dependent protein kinase holoenzyme complex. The coding region runs from base 863 to 3031 and encodes 722 amino acids.